GUUGUGCCCACUCGAGUAUCCCAUAUGGCUAGAUAUAUAUAAUUUAGGAUCAUAAAUAUACAAUCCCUACCCUCCUCCGAACAGACACGUGGAUCCAACAACAUUUAUCACAGUCUGUUGUGCUUGGUAAAAUCCAGCAGGGCACUGAGGUUUCAGCGGAGCAGCAAUGCUGGUGUAAUGCCUGUGACACCCAGCUGUUAUUCGGACUGACAACAGGCAGAUAUCUGGCAGACUAAUGGCAGAUGGGGCUCGAAUCUGAGCUCCAUGGAGAUAAACUAUGCCCCCUCAGGAGGGAAGGGGAUGGAGAGGAGGAGAUAGAAAACGAAAGGGGUCAAAUGUUUUCCAGCUUGGUGGAACAACAGUUUGGAAUGUAUCUGACUGAACACAUCCUGGUUAUUUCAGGGCAUUUGUAUCAUUAUCAUAGCAGGAGAAAAAGGGGGUGCCUAUUAAGUGGUGAGAAUGUAAACAGAGCAAACCAGCAAUGCGGUAAAAGCCAGAUGAAAAAUUCUACAGGGCCAGGCUUUACUAUAUGUAUAUAUCAUCACAGGCAUCAUUGGAAAUGACAUCUCUCCCCCAAGAAUCAUUUUAUUUAAAAAUCACUUUUAGCUGAAUCUAAAGAGAGAACACAUGCAUGUCCCGGUAAGUGGUUGUAAAGUAAAAUAAUUGUGGCAGUAAUGUUGUUUUAUGGUUUCCACUGUGAAUCUCCAGCCCUCUUAAUAAUCAAUUUAGCAUUAGAUAGGGUUUUAUGACUGUCAUGGACAUUAGGGACGUUAUUGUGUUACACUAUUGUGGAAGAGUGCAUGUGCUUCUGUUGCCAUCCAGGGUCCGUCCACAGGAUCAUGUCUGCCCUCUCAUGGCUAAAAAAGGUAAUAACACACAUGAUAUUCACCAGAAUGAGGAUUAAUCCAGCAGCUGUGGAAGGAUUCAAAUGAUGGUUGUCGGUGGCUCCUAAAUAAAGACUGCAGCGGCCAUCAUUGAUUCUCUCACAUCAUCAACAUAUUUUGAAUACAAAUAGUCCAGUAAAAUAAUUUCAGAUUAAUAUAGCUGCUGCAAUAACUUGUGUGUGGCAUUUUACUGCUGUUGACAUUUCAAGUUGAGCUCAUUGUGACUACUUUGUAUACUGUUGGCUAGUUUUUAUAGAGUUUAUUUUAUUUAAGAAGAAGGAGAAUCAGCCUAUAAAGGAUCACUUCAACAUUUGAGUUAUCACAAACACUCAAAAUCAACACAUCUGGGGAUAUUUGGUUUCGAAUGGACAGGAAGAGGAUGAACAAUUGCAAUCUGAAUAAUAACUACAGCUGUCAGACAAAUGUAGUGGGGUAAAAUGUACUAUAUCUGCCUCUGAGAUGUAGAAUAGAAGUAUAAAGUUGCAUGAAAUGAAAUUGAAAGUAAAGCAAAGUGAAAAUGUGUACUUCAACACAUAAUAUGUAGCUGUGAGUUGCCGCUAAGGGGGCUCUCUUUCAAAACGAAAGACUAUGAAGACGUUUGCUGAGGAGGAGAGCUCCUCAGACUUAUUUUUAAACGUCUGGGAUUCAAAAUACUGAAUUGUCUUCACUCAGGUGUUUAUGUUCUGUAAUGGUAACUGCUGACUGGCGCUUUGGGGGAAAUGUUCCCUCUUCAUGAACAUGACGUAACUGGAGUCUCUGUGAGUGCUGAGUUGAGUCAGAGGUUGUCCUGAUUUAAAAAAACUUAUCUGACUUGACUCAAAUGUUCACAGACUGUAGUAUGUAACGUUUUAGUUCUAUUCAUGUUGUGUUUUGUCUCUUUUGCCAACUUCCUUCUUCGCUCGCUGACUCUAUCCUAGAAGUUUCUAGAACAAAUUAAACCCUUGGGUGGUUUUCUCUGGGUUUGACGUGGUUGGAAACAUUCGGGAUAAUACACAUGUUACUCAUGCCCUCUUGGCUGGCGCCGUCCUGCUCUGUAGGAGGAUCCCAUACUGUCCCGGUGUUGAAGCAGAGCAGGUAGACUCACAGGAAGAGGGGAAACAUGUAUUUUAUGGCUCUGCUUUGUCUGCUGUUACUGCGGCCUGGCUUCGCUGCUCUAAUGACUUCUCCAUUGGAAGAGCUUUCCCAUCACUCCGCCAGUCGGAAAGACACAGUUUCCUCCUCUGGUUGUUCUCCUGACGCCUCAGUGAGUGGACGGCUGCGUCGAUCGGCUUUGAUGCCUGAUAUCACACAUCUGGAGCUACUGGUGGUGGUAGGGCCGGAUGUCCAGCAGGUCCACAAGCAGGAUACAGAACGAUAUAUCCUCACCAACCUCAACAUUGCCUCAGAGCUGCUGAGAGACAUGACCCUGGGAGCCAACAUGAGGGUGCACCUGGUCCGCAUGAUCAUCCUGUCAGAGCCAGAGCCAGAGAUCCAAAUGUCAUCCGACAUUACUUCAUGUCUCAGAAGUGUGUGUGACUGGGGCAGAAGGAUAAACCCCUCGAAUGAUACAGACCCACUACACGCUGAUCUCCUGUUGUACAUUACAAGGUACGACCUGGAGUUGCCUGAUGGGAAUAAGCAGGUCAGGGGAGUAGCACAGCUGGGUGGGGCCUGUUCAAGUGAAUGGAGCUGUGUGAUCACAGAGGACACGGGCUUUGACCUGGGGAUCACCAUCGCUCAUGAAAUCGGCCACAGUUUUGGAAUAAACCAUGAUGGACUGGGAAACACCUGCAGCAGGAGUGGCUUCAUUAUGGCCUCUGAUGGAGGCUACAACAGUGUGGAUCUGACCUGGUCCCAGUGCAGCAGACAGCAGCUGCUCACAUUCUUCAGUGAAGGUAAAGCUGAAUGUGUCAAAGACCUUCCUGCACUGGGAGGUUCCCUACAGAACUGGAAGCCUGGCUUAUAUUACGGAGUUGACGACCAGUGCCGGAUAGCUUUUGGAAGCUCUGCAAGAGCCUGCUCUUUUACCAACCCUGACCUGCCAGCUUGUCGUGCUCUGUCCUGUCACAUUAACCCCGAUGAUGACAGCUCCUGCAAACGCCUCCUGGUUCCACUGCUGGAUGGGACAGAGUGUGCACCUAAUCAGUGGUGUCUGAAGGGCCGCUGUGUCUCCCUGGAUGAGCUCAGCUCCUCUGUAGUGGUGCACGGCUCCUGGUCCAGCUGGUCAUCGUUCUCCCCCUGCUCACGGACAUGUGGUGGGGGAGUCACUCAUCGCACAAGGAAAUGCAAUAACCCAGGACCUGCUUUUGGGGGGAAUGACUGUGAGGGGCCAGAUAUCGAGGCUGAACUUUGUCACCAGCAGUCCUGUGAGCGCACCCAGCUGGAUUUCAUGGCAGAACAGUGUUCCCAAACAGACCUCCACCCACUCUACCUGAUACCAAACACUGCCUCCUUCUACACCUGGAUCCCUGCUGUCGGCUUUGCACGAGGCGAUGAGCAGUGCAGAUACAUGUGCCAGUCAGAUGGAGAAAACUUCAUAGUGAGUCGUGGCUCUCAGUUUGUGGACGGGACUCGCUGUGAGUCAGACAGCCCACCUCCCUUUGGCUCCACAGCUGCUUGUCUAAGAGGGAGAUGUCAGCUGUUUGGCUGUGACGGCGUGCUGCACUCUGGGAAAGUGAGGGACGUGUGUGGGGUGUGCGGUGGCGACGGAUCGUCCUGCAGUUUGACCUCUGACUCCUACACUGGCGGUCAGGCAAGAGAGUACACCACCUUCCUCUCUCUGCCAGUAAACGCCACACAGGUUCAUAUUGUCAACAGGGCUCCUCUCUUCACUCACAUGGCUGUGACAGUUGGAGACGGGUACAUUGUGUCUGGGGGGGGCAGCAUGGCGCUGAAUAUGACCCACCCCUCCCCACUGGAUGAUAACCGCCUAGAGUACCACCUCCACAUGACCCCUGACCUUCUGCCUGAGAUGGAGGAGCUGCUGCUGCCCGGACCACUGCAGGAGGAGAUAAACAUACAGGUCUAUCGCAAAUAUGGAAAAGAAUACGGAGAGAAAACAAAUCCAAACAUCAGUUACCAGUUCUAUGUACCUACCAGAAACAGUGUCUUGACAGACAUCACACCAAAAGGCAAAUGGGCCGUCUUAACAGCACCCUGCUCUGUCUCCUGUGGAUCAGGCAUACAGAAGCACGUGUACAUCUGUGUAGGUGAAGGAACCAACAACCAUUUGGAGGAGCACAACUGCGAAACACCUCCUCCACCCACACCACCCCUCACAACCUGUCAGCUCCCCCCCUGUCCCCCCAGGUGGGAUGCAGGGACGUUUGGGCCUUGUAGCGCCUCUUGUGGCGGAGGAGAGAGAAUGCGCCCUGUAAGAUGUGUCCAGAAACACAGGGCUGACGUGGUAAAGGUCCCAGAUUCUGAAUGCCCUGCUGAUACACCUCCGAGCACUGUGGAGAAAUGUAACCUGCAGCCCUGUCCUGCCAGAUGGCGUGUGUCAGAGCCAGGGGAAUGUUCAGCUGUGUGCGGGCCAGGGGAAGCCAAACGCAGCGUCUCAUGUGUGCGGCCAGAAGACGGUCAGGAUGUUGAAGUGGAUCAAAGCCUGUGCUCAAAGCAGAUCAAACCACCUGGUUCUGUUCCCUGUGUGGUCGAUGUUUGUCCCAUUGGCUGGGAGUCUAAGGCAGAGGAACAGCCCGUGUUGAAGCCUGGUUUGUUGCCGCGCUCCAGACAGACCCCUGUGUACGUCUGGAGCCCCGUCAUCAGCCAGUGCUCGAAGUCCUGCGGGAAUGGAACCCUGCAGGUGUGGUUCUCCUGUGUGGACCACCGGACCAGACUGGAGGUGCCCGACGUCCACUGUGACGCUUCAACCAAACCUCCACCUCACUCUGAGACCUGCAACACAUCCCCCUGCCCUCCCAUGUGGCACUCUAAGCAAGGAGUCUGCAGUGUAACGUGUGGAGGAGGGGUGGCCAACAGGGUGCUGUACUGUGCUAGAGAAACAGAGGGGGAGGAGGAGGUGGUGGAGGACUCUGAGUGCAGAGACUUUCCAGAACCCACAGCAGUGGUUUCAUGUAACACCCACAGCUGCCCAGCGAGGUGGAGGGUAUUCAGCACGUCACCCUGCUCGGUGUCCUGUGAUCUGGGUGUAGCUCAGAGGGCUGUGUCGUGUGUCCAGUUCGUCCAUGGUAAGGAGAGUGUGGUGUCAGAGGAAAACUGCCGUGCAGCUGUCAAACCAGCCACCACAGUGCCCUGCCUGGUGCAGGUGUGCACCUUUAGGUGGGAGGUGAAGCCAUGGAGCCAGUGUUCAGUCCCCUGUGGAUAUGGGAUCCAGUCCAGAACUGUGUCCUGCAUGGGCCCCUCAAAGCCGGAGCCCCUCAGCCCCCUGCUCUGUAUGCACCUGCCCAAACCCAUCACCAUCCAGGGCUGCAACAUGGGCGGCUGCAGGGAGGACGGACCUGUCACGUCUCCCACUCCAAGCCACACAGAUACACCGCCGCACCGCAUGGGCCAUCCCUCUCCUCCAAGUGCUACAGAGGCCGUCACCAUCCCACACACCACAACAACCAUUCCAACACCUAAACCCGGUGCAUGUGGGCAGCUGCUUGUGAACGAAUCAGGCACGGUGGACCUGAAAGAUGUAACCGGCCGCUGCACGGUAUCCAUAGGCCGACCCCUGGAUGAAGUCAUUCAUAUCAAAGUGGAGUCUGGCUCCUUGAACUGCAGAAAAAAGGAGUUUGCUGCAUUUUUUGACCGGCUGGCUUUCGUGAGGAAGUGCGAGCAGGUAGCAGGAAGUGAACUGACCACCAGAACCAACGUGUUGCUGGUGCGUCAACACCUGCUCACCCCCGGAAACGGCGUUGUGCUGACCUACAGUUCAAAGAAGAACGCGAAGAAGAGUCACCAUCAGGAUUGUGACAUUCAGCUGUUUUCCCCAAGAGGUGUCUUUGAGAAUCCAACAACAUCCAGCACUAACCACACCUGUCGAGUCCUCAUCAACGCCCCUCCCUCAGUGAAGAUUAGAAUCCAAGCGCUGCACAUAGGAUUAGUAUUCAACUCUACCAACUCCCAGUCCACAUACAUUAUGGUGUGGACAAGCAUUUUAACACUGCUUGUUCUUUCUGUACGCUGCACAUUUAAUAGGAAGAGCAGGCCGGUAACUGCCGCACUGUUUUGUCUUCUUCAGAUUCGGGACAUGGAUGUCUUAAAGACCAACGUGUUUAAAGGCCAGCAGCUGUUUCUGUGGCACUCCUCUGGAAAUAUGGCAGAGAUUGAAUUUCAUGGAGACUACCUGCAUUCCAAACGGAGUUUCAGAGCUGAAUAUUCCUUCACACGUCUUUGAUAUUAAAUAUUAACCAUUUUAAAGGGUAACUCAAUUUAAAAACAAAGUGUGUUUUCAGGUCUUGUGGAGUCCUACUGCAUAUGUGAACAAAAGUAGCAGAAAGCUUCAUGUGGCUCCACAGGAGACUCAUGUGAUCUGAUAAAUUAUCUCCAGUGAUGUCACUCAAGCUGCAUCGUGAGUAAUGUAGGCAGCAGGUUUUGAAAAGCAGGCCGCUGUUCAAAACCAAUACAGCAUUUCACGUCUCGCUAAAAACAUAUUCAUUCACCCGACUGGGCGUGGUUUUUCAGCAUCAAGAUGAGCAAGAACUACAUAGUUGUAUGGAUCUUGCAAAUAAGUGCACGAAAAGAGAAACGGAAAAAUAAAAGCCCGGUUGAGCACAUCAAAGUAGCGUCCAUGUUUUAGCCCAGUUUCUCUGUAUUUUUCUUCUUUGCCUCUUGCCAUUUGCAACUAUUUAGCAGGAAUAUUCUCAGUUAGAAGUGGAUAUAUUAGAGGGAAUGUUCUCAUAAGAAGCUGCUUAAUCUGAGAGGCAUUUCCUUUCACACAGGCUCAGAACAUCCAAGCUUGUUGGCAGCCGGCUGCAGUUUUUGCAGCGUGGUCAAGUGCAGCUUCUUGGCCGAGACAUGGGAGAUCUGAGGCGACAAAACAGUCGGGCCCUGAAGUAAAAUAGUUCUCUGAUGUCGGUCUGGCGUGUCAGGCCAACGGAACCACCUAGUUAAAC
Acanthopagrus latus (yellowfin seabream) is the source of this 6922-nucleotide messenger RNA. RefSeq names its product ADAM metallopeptidase with thrombospondin type 1 motif, 13 (gene adamts13). The transcript is spliced from 29 exons. Gene Ontology annotation, molecular function: metalloendopeptidase activity. Bases 1984 to 6204 code for a protein of 1406 amino acids. Gene Ontology annotation, biological process: extracellular matrix organization; proteolysis. The record is from RefSeq and is a predicted model, not a curated record. Lineage: Eukaryota; Metazoa; Chordata; Actinopteri; Spariformes; Sparidae. Gene Ontology annotation, cellular component: extracellular matrix.